AUGCAACGCAUUGCGAUCGCCAGCGCCGCCCUUGCCGCCGUGGCCGCGGCCAACGACAUUUUCGCCCAAGAAAACCUGGACGUGAUCAAAGAGCUCGAGCAUCGGGUUGUGCCCAAGCCCGAGUCGAGCGGCCGCCAGGAAGCCGGCACGUCUGUCGAGGCGCUCGAGCUCGAGCGCUUCAAGGCGACCAAGAAGGUGGUGGAGCAGCUCAACAAGGACUACCCGGACGCCGAGUUCUCGGUUGACAACCCGUUCGCGCUCUUGACCGAAGACGAGUUUGCGCAGUACGUCAUGGGUGCGUUCGGCCAGGACCAGCGCAAGCUGCGCACCGUGGACCACGUGGCCCGCGAGCUGACGCCGGCGCAGCGCGAGGCGAGCGACGUCGACUGGUCGAGCCACAAGUGCAACGAGCCGAUCAAGAACCAGGGCGAGUGCGGGUCGUGCUGGACCUUCUCGUCCAUCGGCGUGGCUUCGUUUGGCGACUGCCUCGCGACUGGGACGCUCCUCGACCUCUCGCAGCAGCAGCUCGUGAGCUGCGCGCGCAACGCCGGCAACGGCUGCCAGGGCGGCUGGCCCUGGAAGGCGCUCGACUACAUUCGUGAGACGGGUGUGUGCUCGUCGAGCGAGUACCCGUACCAGUCGGGCAGCACCAAGCAGGACGGCCAGUGCAAGGAGAGCUCGUGCAACAAGAAGAAGCUCCAGAUCGGCGCGACCGUCGAGAUCCAGGGCGAGAGCGCGCUCCAGAGUGCGCUCGACCACCAGGCCGUCCAGGUGGUCGUCGAGGCCGGCAACAACGUGUGGAAGAACUACAAGCGCGGCGUGAUCCGCCAGUGCCCCGGCGCGCAGUCGGACCACGCCGUGCUCGCGAUUGGGUACGGCACCAAAGACGGCGUCAAGCACUUUAAGAUCAAGAACUCGUGGGGCACCGGGUGGGGCGAGGGCGGCUACAUGUACCUCCAGCGCGACGUCGGUGGCAAGGGCAUGUGCAACGUCGCCGAGCGCCCGUCGUACCCCAAGCUCACCAAGGCGCCGAGCCCGAGCAGCCACAAGCCGUCGCCCAACCCGACGUCGGGUCCCAACCCCAAGCCGUCGUCGAAGCGUCCCGUCCCGACGUCCAAGGGUCCUGCGCCGUCCAACAAGUGCGGCGGCUGCACGGGUUGCUACUACCCCAACCAGCAAGCGUGCCAGCCGGCCUUUGACAAGAGCACGUGCGACAUCAUGACGGAGUAUUACGGCACGGUGUGGUGCGGCAACUAA
This is a messenger RNA of Saprolegnia parasitica CBS 223.65, 1257 nucleotides long. RefSeq lists its product as hypothetical. The record is from RefSeq and is a predicted model, not a curated record. Gene Ontology annotation, molecular function: cysteine-type endopeptidase activity. NCBI's taxonomy places the organism in Eukaryota, Oomycota, Saprolegniomycetes, Saprolegniales, Saprolegniaceae. Gene Ontology annotation, cellular component: lysosome. The coding region runs from base 1 to 1257 and encodes 418 amino acids. The transcript is spliced from 2 exons.